Molecule: messenger RNA, 2040 nt
Organism: Harpegnathos saltator (Jerdon's jumping ant)
Lineage: Eukaryota; Metazoa; Arthropoda; Insecta; Hymenoptera; Formicidae
Product: organic cation transporter protein
Exons: 7
Coding region: 1-2040 (679 amino acids)
Biological process (GO): transmembrane transport
Cellular component (GO): membrane
Molecular function (GO): transmembrane transporter activity
Source: RefSeq, a predicted model, not a curated record
AUGUUACCGACUACCUCGAGUCCCAUUGUCUCAAUUAUCGAAGUUACCACCUUUGACGACAUAUUAGUUUAUCUAGGCGAGUUUGGGACUUAUCAGAAAAUUCUCUUCACGAUGCUGAUGUUCUUCAGCUGCUUCCUGGUCUUCGUUUACUUUGUUCAACUGUUCAUCACAGUGGUGCCUACGGAGUACUGGUGCAAGCUCCCGCAUGUCGAGGAAAUAAGCUCGGAUAGGCUGAAGAAACUGUUGAUACCCAGCUCCAAAGUAGUGCCUUACGAAGGACAUCAGUUGCCUUAUUCGAGGUGUUGGAUCUACGACGUGCCCGUCGACAAAAUCAUCCUGGCCGAUCAACCUGGCGAGGAUUGGCCCAUGAGAAAGUGCGACGAAUGGGAAUUUAAGUUCAGUCGCACCGAUGUCCCUUACGCCUCCAUAGCGACGGAGCAGGGAUGGGUGUGCGACGCAGCCUAUAAGACAACAUUGGCUGUGAGUAUCUUCUUCAUCGGCUCCAUUUGCGGCGGCUUCAUCUUUGGCUGGUUGUCCGACAAACACGGUCGCAUCCCGGUGCUAAUCGGUACGAAUAUGAUUGGAUUCAUCGGCGGCGUCAGCACGAUAUACGCCAGCUCCUUUUGGCAGUUCUGCCUUUGCAGAUUCAUCGUCGGCAUCGCCUACGACAACGUGUUCGUGGUCGCUUAUAUCCUCGUGUUGGAGUACGUCGGGCCUAAAUGGCGGACGUUCGCGGCGAAUAUGUCGUACGGGAUAUUUUACUCCUUGGCGGCAAUGUGCCUGCCUUGGAUUGCUCAUAGCAUUUCAGACUGGAGGACCUUCGCUUUGGUGACCUCGGUGCCGUUAGCGUCCGUGAUCGUCACGCCGUUUAUUAUCCCGGAAAGCGUCAGGUGGCUCAUCAGCAAGGGCAAAAUCGAGAAGGCGGUGAGAAUUAUGAUGAAGAUCGAGAAGAUCAAUCGCACAAACAUACCGCGAGAUAUUUACGAGAAUUUCCUGGACGAUUGUGUAGAAACCGCCGAGACCUUGGCCGUGGAGGACUACAGCAUCGCUGCGCUCUUCAGGACCAAAAGAUUGCGAAGAAUGACUCUUCUGCUGAUGAUAUCCUGGAGCGUGAUUUCAAUGGCUUACGACGGCCACAUUAGGUGCCUGGACAGCCUAGGUAUGGACGUCUUCACGACGUUCACCAUCGCCUCUUCCACGGAAUUCCCGGCGGAACUUCUGAUAAUCUUCUUCCUCGACGUCUGCGGCCGAAGAUGGAGCCUGUUCGUCGCCGUGACCCUUUCGGGCGUCUUCAGCUUCGUCACCGCCAGCGUGCCGCUCGGUGUCGCUUACGCUUCGCUGGCCAUGGUCAGUCGAUUCUUCAUCAACGUCGCAUCCAACAUCGGCCUGCAGUUCGCGGCGGAGUUGUUGCCGACGGUUGUGCGGUGCGAGGGUGUGGCGUUCAUCCACAUCAUGGGCCACGUGGCCGCCAUCGUGAGUCCCUUCGUGGCCUUCUCCAGCAAGAUACAGUACAAUCUACCCAUGAUCAUCUUGGGGAUAGCGUGCGUUUUCGCCGGUUUUCUCUGCUUGUUCCUGCCGGAGACGCUGAAGGAAGAGCUGCCGCAAAACUUGCUGGACGGUGAGCUCUUCGGGAUCGAUCAGACAUUCUGGGAAAUCCCGUUCAUGAGGAAACGGCGGCCCUCGGAGCCCAAAGGGCACUACUUGCAUGCCAAGCGACCGGUCUCUCGACCUGCCCUGCUAAGGAGCAGCAUGCUAUCCGGUCAUUUGGGCAACCUGAGGAGACAUCAGGCCGUCCGUGCUAGAGCGGAACAGAUCAGAAGGAGCGCCCUGAGCACGGUCACUUCUCCCAUAGAAUACGUCGAUUUGCUCAGAAGGAGGUACGAAGAGAUGCGCAAUCGGGUGGCCGCGGCCAAAGAAAAGAAACGUAGCAAGUUAGAAAGCGAGGUGAAGUCCGCCACAUCGCAGAGGGAAGUAGAGAACAAAGACACAACGGACUCGGAGAAAGAAGAGACGUCGAAGAGCACAGAGGACGGACGUUGA